AUGAAUCAGCCUAAACUUCGUUGUGAAAAUUAUGACAAGAUAAAGAAAACUGUUGAUGAAGGUGACACUGAUCUUUCUGACAAGGGUAAACGUAUUAUUAUACCUUCUUCUUAUACUGGUGGUACAAGGUAUAUGGUGCAAUAUUAUCUAGAUGCGAUGACUACUUGCCAGCAUUUUGGUUUUCCGGAUCUUUUCAUAACCUUUACGUGUAAUCCCAAAUGGCCUGAGAUUACCAGGCACCUAAAAAGACAUAACUUGAAGCAAGAGGAUAGGCCAGAUAUAUGUACGCGAGUGUUCAAGAUGAAACUAGAUGAUCUCAUGCACAGGCUCACCAAAGAAAAUGUGUUAGGUGUCGUAAAAGCCGCGAUCUACACGAUUGAGUUUCAAAAACGGGGACUACCUCAUGCACACAUCGUUCUUUUUUUAGAGGCUGGUCACAAGCUACCAACUGGUGAUGACAUUGAUAAGAUAAUAUGUGCUGAGAUUCCUGACAAGGAUAUUGAUCCAGCGCUGUAUGAGAUAGUAGGAGAUGUCAUGAUGCAUGGACCAUGUGGUGCUUUGAAUAAGGAUAGGGUUUGCAUGGCUGAAGGAAAAUGUACAAAGUAUUUUCCAAAACCUUUCAGUCCGAUCACUAAAAUAGAUGAUGUUGGAUAUCCUAUAUACAGGCGACGUAAUGACAAGAAAGUUAUCGUUAAAAAGGGUAUUAAAUGUGAUAAUGGAUUUGUGGUUCCUUAUAAUAGGAGCCUCACACUGCUUUAUAGGGCUCAUAUCAACGUCGAAUCGUGUGUACAAUCUCGAUCAGUAAAGUAUCUAUUCAAAUAUAUUCAUAAAGGUGCUGACUACAUCCGUGCAACUAUCAAGACUGAUAAUAAAGAAAACGAGAUUAAGAAACACUUCAACUGUAGGUAUGUAGCACCUUCGGAGUCUACGUGGAGAAUUUUUGGUAAUCAUACUCACCAUCGCACGGUUUUUGUAGUUAAACUACCCUUUCAUUUACCGAACCAGCAAAUGGUCAUAUACAACGAGGAUGAUCCAGGUGACGAGGUUAUUAAUCGUGUCUCAGUUGGUACGUCAAAAUUCAUUGCUUGGAUGGAGUGCAACGAUAAGUAUGAACUGGCGAGGACGUUAACUUAUGCGCAACUUCCUACGAGAUUUGUGUGGAAUAACCCAAACAGGAUAUGGACGCCACGAUCAAGGAGAGUUGCUCUUGGUAGAAUCACAUUCACACCUAUGCCGGUUCCUGAAGAUAUUACUCUGGAGUCACGUGAUAAUCCUCUUAUUCGGGAUGAGAGGAAUUACAAUCGCGAAACUCUUAGAGUUAGAAACGAGCAGAUGUUAGCCACUGUAACCAGCGAACAGAGAAGUGUUUAUGAUGAGAUCCUAGAAGCAGUAAAUAAGAACAAAGGAGGCUCUGCUCUACGUUCCCAAGGUGAUGUUGUUCUUAAGGUUGCAUCGAGCGGGAUUGCUGCGUUGUUAUUAGAAGGAGGACGAACUGCGCAUUCAAGAUUUGCAAUCCCUAUCGUGGUUAAUAAGUUUACCUUCUGUUCAAUCAAGAAGGAGUCGAAUCUUGCCGACCUGAUAAGGAUUGCUAAACUCAUUAUAUGGGAUGAGGCGUUGAUGAUGAGUAAAGACUGUUUCGAGACUCUAGAUAGAACGAUGCGUGAUAUAUUAGAAGUUGAUAAGCCCUUUGGUGACAAGGUCAUUGUUUUAGGAGGGGAUUUCAGGAAAAUAUUGCCAGUGAUUCCAAAUGCCGGGAAGACAGAGAUAUUUAUGGCCACUUUGAAUUUGUCACCUCUGUGGUACAAAUGUAGAGUGUUGAGACUUACACAGAACAUGCGACUUAUAGCUGGAGAUAAUAGCCGUGCGAUGCUUGAACGAGCUGCCUUUACAAAGUGGAUCUUAGACAUUGGUGAUGGAACGAUAAAUGACGAUGGAAGUGGUGAAGCCGUGAUUGAUAUUCCUGAUGAUCUGUUGAUUAAAGACUGUAAGAUCCUAUAA
This is a messenger RNA of Eutrema salsugineum, 1998 nucleotides long. RefSeq lists its product as uncharacterized. The transcript has 5 exons. The record is from RefSeq and is a predicted model, not a curated record. Bases 1 to 1998 code for a protein of 665 amino acids. Gene Ontology annotation, biological process: DNA repair; telomere maintenance. NCBI's taxonomy places the organism in Eukaryota, Viridiplantae, Streptophyta, Magnoliopsida, Brassicales, Brassicaceae. Gene Ontology annotation, molecular function: DNA helicase activity.